UGUUUCUGGUCAACUCCUGGUUGUCCUCCUGGGGUCUGUACGGCCUCUGUGUGGCGGCAGCCUCCACGCUGCACUACUUCCUGCUGGCGUCCUUCACGUGGAUGGGCUUGGAGGCCGUCAACAUGUAUUUUGCUCUUGUUAAAGUCUUCAACGUCUACGUCCCCUCAUACAUCCUCAAGUUCUGUGCUCUGGGCUGGGGGAUUCCUCUGGUAAUCUGCAUCCUGGUUCUCAUUGUGAAUCGAGAUGCAUACGGCCCUGACCUCUACACAGACGCCGGGUCCGCUUUCGAGUCUUUGGACACCUCUGGCACCUUCUGCUGGCUUCAGGAUGAUGUGGUGUAUUUUGUGUCCGUGGUCGCCUACGCUGGGUUGAUAUUUCUCUUCAACAUCGGGGUCUUUGUGGUGGUUCUGAUUCAGAUCCGCCGCAUGCGCUUCAACAGCCCGGCGGGGACCCGGCGAGGGCUCCUGCAGGACCUGAAGGGGGUUGCCAGUCUCACCUUUUUACUUGGACUGACAUGGACUGUAGGCUUUUUUAACUGGGACAGUAAAGCGAGGAUUUUCCUGCUGUACCUGUUCGCCAUACUGAACACCCUGCAAGGAUCUUUUGUCUUCCUGUUCCACUGUCUGAUGAAGGAGAACGUGAGAAAACAGUGGAGGAUUUAUCUUUGCUUUGGACGAUUCCGACUUGAGGAGCACUCUGAGUGGAGCAAUUCAGCAUCAGUCGGAGGUCUCGCAAAGCCCAGAGAAAAGUUUCUAAGAGCAGCGAUCCCAUCGGUCCGUUCCGUCAAGUCCAACUCCACGGACAGCACUUCGGCUUCUUCUGACUCCAGCCAGAGAGACUCGUCCUGCAGGAGGCCAAACCUCGAUCUUUUUGUGACCAGCCUGGUUCUUCCUCGAGCGCAGACCGGAGCCCCGGAUAAAGAAGAUCUGUCUUCCUACAGGGGAUGAACCUGACGCAACGCGAAAACAAUUACCAGUGUGACAAUCGGUGCACGUCCCAUUAUUUAACAGCAGCCUAAUGCCGCUUUCAGAGCAAGACUUCCUGAUUCCUCGGUUAAAGCAGUGCAACGCAGCAUCGGCGUCAUUAGCUAAUUCUUCCGCUCAGUUCUAUUGUUAGUUUUGUUUCCGUUAAAUAUUGUAAAAGAGCCUGUAAUUUCGAAGAGUCGAGCAAUUGCAUCAGUACCAAGGAGGAGUUGGUUGCCAAGCAACUGGUGAGCGGAGCGAUGGUGACAAUGAACUGUGGAACAUUUUGUGGAAAAGAAAAAUUAGAAAAUGGCAAAUUUAUGGAGACAGGUUGGCCUCUUAUUAAAUGUUUUGAUGAUU
This is a messenger RNA of Fundulus heteroclitus (mummichog), 1322 nucleotides long. Its product is annotated as adhesion G-protein coupled receptor G2. Bases 102 to 947 code for a protein of 281 amino acids. The record is from RefSeq and is a predicted model, not a curated record. Gene Ontology annotation, molecular function: G protein-coupled receptor activity. NCBI's taxonomy places the organism in Eukaryota, Metazoa, Chordata, Actinopteri, Cyprinodontiformes, Fundulidae. Gene Ontology annotation, cellular component: membrane. Gene Ontology annotation, biological process: cell surface receptor signaling pathway; adenylate cyclase-activating G protein-coupled receptor signaling pathway. The transcript has 7 exons.